AUGGUUCUCUCAACUCUUGGUCAAUCUUUCUCGUUCCAUUCCUCUCCUGAGUCCUUCAUCUCGUCUCGGUUGCAAGACCUGGCGAUAUCAGACCCGGAACAACUUCCCUCGACUACGGGGAAGAAGAACAUUGUUGUUGCUUCUAUAUUGAACAGAAAGGUACAUAUUGUAUCAUCAUAUCAAUUGUGUAAGGAUAUACUGGAGGCUUCUUCCUCUGCAUCAUCCAGCAAUCUCACUCCCAGCACUAUUACUGCAACGGCCGCUGGUAUCUUCAGUCAAGAUGUCAACCCUCGAUCUCUGGAUGCCGACAUCCUGGCUGCAGGUCCGGCCUACCACCAGCUCAUGUCGGACUUCUUCCCUCCGCCCAAUAUCCUUCUUGAGGACGGCACAACCCACGCUGUGCACAAAAGAACCUGGGCUGACCAACUUUCCACCUUCGCAUGUGACAGUACGCCCCAGAUUCGCCAGAUUACGGAGAAACACAUCUCCUCGCUACUACAUCCGGCCACUGGUGGUGCCGAUGGCAAGGUCGACCUCUACGAGACGCUCAAAUCGCUCGCCUGGGAAAUUCUACUGAGCGUUUUCCUGGACUUAUCACCAUCAUCCUCACCAGAAGAGUUCUCCCAGGUAGAAAGCCUACAAGAAACUCUGCUCCGUGGCCAAUUCUCCCUCUUUCCUGUUUCGAUCAACACCCGGCUCUGGCAGUCUCCCAGGAGUAAAGGCAUAAAAGCGAGAAAGGAUCUUCAAGUCAAUCUUGGGGAGAUCAUCAACAGGCAGGAAGCGGGUUGUCCAUUUCUGAAACAGGGAGCAACCAGCAAAGAGGACGCGGCGAACCAUGCCUUGCUUUUCACGAGUUCGCUCGCUGUCAAGGCAUUGGCCAGUCUCCUGACCGCCUUCGUUCUAAAUCUUUAUCUGUGGCGAGACCGAGGUCACGGCUACAUGGAGGACGGAGACGGCAUCGAGGAAGUGAAAGGACCAACAACCACGUCUUUAGCAGAACUGAUCCGUUCCCAAGGCGACCUCGAUGCCCAAGCACGAAUGCUGCGGAGCAUUUUACUCGAAACCGAACGCCUGAGCCCGCCUAUCGUGGGCGUUAUGCGGAGAGUCCAGCGAGAUAUUGUUCUUAAGCCUCAUCAACAGUCUUACUCCCAAUCCGAAACUGAAACACCCACCAGCACCGCCACCAGAAACAUGAAUAAUAGCAUGACUUACCCACCACCAUCACCACCACCUGAAGGAAACGCCAUGCACCACGCCGUCCCCGCAGGUCACGACAUCUGGCUCUACCUCUCAGGUGCAUCACGCGAUCCCACCGUCUUCGGAAACGACGCCGACCUCUUCAGAUUCGAUCGCUAUAUGCCAUCCCCUUCCUCUUCCUCCUCUACUUCGAACAAAGACUUGCACUCCCACUCCGACUCCGAUUCCUUCGAUCCACCUCCCUCUCUCGUCUUCAGCGCCGGUCCGAAGACCUGCUUAGGCACCGAACUCGUGCGUCAGAUUGUUCUUACGGUGGGUAAGGCCAUGGUUGACGUGGGGGUGGAGAUGGAGGGAAUGGUGGAGGAUAGAGGGGUUCGGGGCUGGCUUGGUUGGGACGCUGGCGUGCAGCCGGAGUGGGUGGCUAAGGGGAUGAAGCAGUUGCCGGUUCAGAGGCCGAGGGUGGGUGUUCGGGUGGGAAUUUUCAGGAAGGGGUGA
Endocarpon pusillum Z07020 is the source of this 1692-nucleotide messenger RNA. RefSeq lists its product as uncharacterized. Bases 1 to 1692 code for a protein of 563 amino acids. Gene Ontology annotation, molecular function: iron ion binding; oxidoreductase activity, acting on paired donors, with incorporation or reduction of molecular oxygen; monooxygenase activity. The transcript has a single exon. The record is from RefSeq and is a predicted model, not a curated record. Lineage: Eukaryota; Fungi; Ascomycota; Eurotiomycetes; Verrucariales; Verrucariaceae. Gene Ontology annotation, biological process: sterol metabolic process.